GCCAAUCCUGCCGACGACCCAAUGGAUCAUAUAACCAUACCUUCGACCGCUUCAGCAGGGAAUGUGUUCUCAAUUGCAUCACUGAUGGCCUUCCGCUGCCUUGGCGAUGAGCCAGGACAGCCGGCGUCCGGUUCUGACCAGAACCAGUCGGGGUCAACGGAUGAAUGUAGUGCCCUUAAUCAGGACUAUCAGGAUUACUAUAGACUACAACAGCAAUAUCAUCCACAUUUUCCUGCUAUGCAUACAGAGUCUUCGAUGGCAGCGGCCAUAUGUAAACCGUCAGAAACGCAAUCGUGCCCUCGGCUGCCCGUUUUACCCUCAGAACCAUCGUGUACCCCAGCACCUCUGCACGAACGCUUGUUGGCAUCAGCUGAAUCAGUAGGCAGUGAAGAAGUUUUCGCAACGGGCAGCUCUGAGGGCAUCCGCGAAAAGCCGCUGCAUCCUCGCCUCUCAACAGUACACUGCUGUCUCGAGCAGAAGCCUCUAUGGGAUGAGUUCCAUCAACUCGGGACCGAAAUGAUUGUCACCAAAGCUGGGAGGCGAAUGUUUCCAACGUUCCAAGUCCGCCUAUUCGGUCUCGACCCUCAAGCAGACUAUAUGCUUCUGAUGGAUUUUACUCCAGUUGACGACAAACGCUACCGUUACGCAUUUCACAAUUCGUCAUGGGUCGUAGCCGGUCGUGCGGAUCCCCAUAUGCCUCCACGAAUGCACAUCCACCCAGAUUCGCCAGCCAAAGGUGCUCAAUGGACUAAACAGCUCGUGUCAUUCGAUAGGCUCAAGCUGACCAAUAAUCAGCUUGACGACAACGGGCACAUCAUCUUAAACUCAAUGCAUCGUUACCAACCGAGGUUCCAUGUCGUUUACGUAGCGGCUCCAGAAGCGCAGGAUGAUGACGCUAAACGUGGGUCGGGAGGGCCGCACGAGUUCACCAACUAUCGAACGUUUACAUUCGAAGAGACGCGCUUUAUCGCAGUCACUGCCUACCAAAAUCACAGGAUAACCCAGUUGAAAAUAGCCAGCAAUCCCUUCGCCAAGGGGUUUCGUGAUAGCGACGCUUCUGUAUCCGAUCAUUGGGCAUCAACGUCGUCCGGUACCGGGGUAACUCCACAUUCAGGGCUACCUGGUGGUCCUUUAGCUUCUGUCUCUGUGGCAGGCGGACAGCAAAGCGCCAUAUCGCUACCUGCCCUACAUCACACUGUCCCGACCGGAUCAGCCAUGUCUACUCAUCCGGCACUUACUACGACUUUGGCGGGAAAUCAUCAGGGAGUUCCCCAGCCCCAGUUGGCAUCGCACUCGGAUCGUGUGCACACUUUUUAGGACGGCAAGCUUUAUAUUUGCCCUGUUUAGGCAUUUGCACACUGACGAUCGGUCUUGACAAUUCCUACUACGCAACCUACACCGCUCGCCUAAACGAAACUAAAUGUGUUCUACUAAUACAUAAAUGCAUGACAGCGAUGAUAGUCACGCCUUCUCACACACCAAGAAAUGGCCACUUUUCUCUUGGCAUAUCUCUCGAUGACUUUUCUUGAUCCUCGUCAUUUUCAGUUCGCCCCGUCUUUUCGUCGUACAGGCCCGCCCCAUACUCGGUUCAAUUGCCUUGCCCAGUCAUUGCUACUGGCCGGUUGUGCUCACUCCGACAGAACGGUCGCCUUAACUUUUCUCUCAAACCAUUGCAGUUUACCAGCGACCGCACAUCCCGUCUCCAUCCUCUGUCGCCCCCUUUUUCCCAGUUGACCCAUCCGGUUGCCUUCUUCUCAUUUGUACCUCUCUUUGCCCCUUCGCACCUUUCACAUACUUCUCCUACCUUUUCGUUAGCGAGAGAGCAAACAAAAGUUUUAUGUAUAAAAAUAUUUUUGUCAGAAACACUUUGUUACCCGUACUGGUGACAGGAAAGUUAAACCGGCUGGCCGGCAUUGCUGGGUUGGAACUGCGGAAGCAAUUGGCUUGGGCAAUAUAUAAUAUUUCAACGCAAACGGGGACUGCACAACGAAUUCGGUAUUGACUCCUUCGCUGUGCUGGCAUUUGCAGUCGACGCCUUUGCACACUGCCAUACCUUUAGGAAAAAUAACGAGCACUAUGGGACGCUUGCGUACUGCCAACAUUGCCGGUAACAAGACCUAAGCUGUGCUCCCGUAUAAAGUGAAGGGGCAGGAGCGGACAAGCGGGUACGAAGCAAAUGCGAGUUGGAAAUUUGCCGUUAACGUCUUUGGAGGCUAAAGGAGCUCGCAUGGAAAAGUUAGUCGACAGCCUCUCUCAUGCAAAGGAAAGUUAAAGGGAAGAGUUGCGGAAGUUGACAUUGCAAUCUUUAUAACUCAUUUUUAGCAAAAUGGAUCGAUGGAAUGACGCAGUGAUCAAAAACAACGCAGGGAGAGGAAGCAUAGGAUUAUCGACAAAACGAGCCACCCUGAGCCCCGUGCAAACGUUC
Varroa destructor (honeybee mite) is the source of this 2425-nucleotide messenger RNA. RefSeq names its product T-box transcription factor TBX10-like. The record is from RefSeq and is a predicted model, not a curated record. Gene Ontology annotation, cellular component: nucleus; chromatin. Gene Ontology annotation, molecular function: RNA polymerase II cis-regulatory region sequence-specific DNA binding; DNA-binding transcription factor activity, RNA polymerase II-specific. Gene Ontology annotation, biological process: regulation of transcription by RNA polymerase II; positive regulation of DNA-templated transcription; cell fate specification. Lineage: Eukaryota; Metazoa; Arthropoda; Arachnida; Mesostigmata; Varroidae.